Pseudoliparis swirei is the source of this 1939-nucleotide messenger RNA. Its product is annotated as mitochondrial import receptor subunit TOM20 homolog. Gene Ontology annotation, molecular function: transmembrane protein transporter activity. Bases 162 to 539 code for a protein of 125 amino acids. Gene Ontology annotation, cellular component: mitochondrial outer membrane translocase complex; mitochondrial outer membrane. The transcript is spliced from 2 exons. The record is from RefSeq and is a predicted model, not a curated record. NCBI's taxonomy places the organism in Eukaryota, Metazoa, Chordata, Actinopteri, Perciformes, Liparidae. Gene Ontology annotation, biological process: tRNA import into mitochondrion; protein targeting; protein import into mitochondrial matrix.
CUGAAGGAGACAGGGUUGAAGAGAAGAAUUUAGGGCACUGAAGUUGACAGGGCUCCCUUCUUAGUUUAGUUUAUUUUUAUUUCUAUUUCUUUUCUUUUAUUUUUGAGGGGAUAAAGUGCUAGAUAUUUCUAGUUCGCAAAGAAAGGCAGUAGGUGGCGGUAAUGCACCAGUUUGGAUGCCAGCCGCCUAAAAAGAAGAAGAAGAAGAAGAAGAAGAAGAAGAAGAAGAGGGCUUCCUGUGAGACGCCCCGAGUGCUCGUCUUCACGCCUCGUGUCUGCGCUGCGCUCCACAGGCGACUAGAGAAAGGCGUGGACCACCUGACCAACGCCAUCGCCGUGUGCGGUCAGCCGCAGCAGCUGCUGCAGGUGCUGCAGCAGACUCUGCCUCCGCCCGUCUUCCAGAUGCUGCUCACCAAGCUGCCCAGCAUCAGCCAGCGGAUCGUGAGCGCCCAGAGUCUGAGCGAGGACGACAUGAGGACCAGGAGGAGACCGCCCCCGAGCCCUCCUCCUCCUCCUCUUCCUCACGUGGACCCUCCGUGACGACCUCGCCAACGCCUCGGCCUCCAUCACGCCGGCCGACGUCCAUCACUUCCGGUGUGCGGUAUUAACUGGUUUUUGAAUUAACUGGUUUUGGUACGCGUGCAUGAGGCAGAUGUGCCGUAGGAGUGGCCUCGAGUUGCCUCUCAGGACCCGUCUGACUAACUAGGAAAUGCACAUUUCCAUCGCUUAGCCUCUCUGUCACGUUCUUUUUAUGUAACGCUAAUGUUUUAAAGACUGUUACCUGUUGUUUUGUUACGAUAAGGACACACAUAACUACACACAGGAGUGAGCGUGUCUUUUGACACAUGACGGGUGAGCAGCUUGCUCCAGCCUUCAUUUAGGAUUUCGACGGCAUUAACGAAACGUUUUCCACCUUCAUGACGAACAUAUCACUUGUUCACUGGCGAUACAAACAAUUAAAAAAUGGAUUAAGAUUAACGCCAAGAAUCGAACCUGCGACCACAGGGCCUCCUAACUUGCAUCCCAACUACCAUUGAGCUAUAGAGGAAUAUGGGUUGAUUACAGUCAGUUUAAGUUUUAGAUGAAUAGAUAAAUCACUCAUAGUGAUAAUCAGUAACUGCGUUUCCUAUUGUCGCAUCAACUUUAAUGCACAAAGCGGCUGUUGCCUAUGCAAUCACGUAUUUGAGUUAGGUGGGUCUAUGAUGUUAGAAGAAAAGGCAGUCGGUGUUAGAAUAUAUUAUAUAAAUAUUAAUGUCUUCCAAAGUUACUAUAUUACUUACUUAAUUUGCUCAGUCAGUUUUUGUUAUUGCAAAGUACAUUGUAAUGUAAAUCGGGUUAUCGGGUGAAAUACCUAUAGCUCAAUGGUAGUUCACAAGCAACGAACAGAACAGCAGGUGCACAAGUCGGCUGUUCGAUUCUUUGAGAAAUCCGUGUUUAUAUUAUUUUUGUAUUGUCGGUUUAGAUAUUUUUUUAUCACCAGUGAACAAGUGAUAUGUUAGUCAUGAAGGUGGAAAACGUUUCGUUAAUGCCGUCGAAAUCCUAAAUGAAGGCUGGAGCAAGCUGCUCCCCCGUCAUGUGUCAAAAGACACGCUCACUCCUGUGUGUAGUUAUGUGUGUCCUUAUCGUAACAAAACAACAGGUAAGUCAUGUUUAAUCUGGACAGUGAGUGCUGCACAGGGUAGAGUAUAGUUACGAGGAUAUAUGUUGAUCCGUAGUCUCGAAUAUAAAACAUAAGAGAUGUGAAGACAGCACAAAGUCUUGUUGUGGUAUCACAACUUAAUCUGAGUCGAUCACAGUUUCCCAGCUGACAGCGGUGGGCGAGCUGGGUGUAAACAACGGGCUACAUGCUUCAUUACACACUGUAUGAAGAGUAAACUGGUCUCACAUCGACUUGACGUCAGAUAACGACGUAUAACAUAAAUAUCAGACUGACAACAAGA